Varroa destructor (honeybee mite) is the source of this 3784-nucleotide messenger RNA. It is a transcript of the gene Su(var)3-3, whose product is annotated as lysine-specific histone demethylase Su(var)3-3. Gene Ontology annotation, cellular component: nucleus. The record is from RefSeq and is a predicted model, not a curated record. Gene Ontology annotation, molecular function: oxidoreductase activity; chromatin binding; flavin adenine dinucleotide binding. NCBI's taxonomy places the organism in Eukaryota, Metazoa, Arthropoda, Arachnida, Mesostigmata, Varroidae. Gene Ontology annotation, biological process: chromatin remodeling; regulation of DNA-templated transcription.
GGCUGGCGGAGUGUCUCUUCUCAUAAGCGGCACAAAUCAACUGCUUGCCGCAUCGGAGAGCUUCAACAGUUGAUUGUUUCGAAAGUUGUAAAGUGGGUAGUUUAUUUUAUGUUUAGUUCGACUAAUUCACACACCGAACUACCGCGAAUAGCCAGCCUACUGAUUGCCGAUCCUCGCUAACUUACGCGAGCGUACAGGACAGACAGUCCGCCGGAACAAGCGCCUUGGCUGGCGUGCUGAGUCGUGAGUGAGUACCAGAGAAACCGGUUUGCUUCGUUACUGUCGCUUUUCGUUAGACAAGAGUGCUUUGAUUAUUUUUUCAUUGUUCAAAGAAGAAACGGAGGCAAAAUGUCAGAAUCGCUGAACGUUUGCAGUGGAGUUUUAUCGGAGAACGCAGAUGAUUCUCAGGAUUCCUCGUCGCGGAGGAAAACCCGUACAGCAAACAAGAAAAGACGGCUUGGAGAUGGCGAUUCACCUGAUGAACGCAAAGGAGGUGGCGGAGGCGGAGGAGGGGGCGGUGACAUGGAAGAAAUUGACAGCGACCAAGAAGAACCUACCGGACUGGAAGGGGCAGCUUUUCAAAGUAGACUUCCUUACGACAAAAUGACAGCACAAGAAGCGGCUGGGUUUACGGAUGUUGCUAAUAGCGGGCCUGAGACUCAAAAAAUCUUCCUGCACAUUCGCAACAGACUUCUACAGGUCUGGCUAGAGAACCCCAGACAAGAACUGACCUACGAAAACGCUUUGCCCCGGAUCGAAUCACCGUACAAUUCUGAUCAAGCGUUGGUCGCACGGAUACAUUCUUACUUAGAGCGACAGGGUCUUAUCAACUUCGGUGUCUUUGAAAGACUCAAGCCGUUAGCAGAUAAGAAAAAUGGGAAAGUUAUUGUGAUUGGGGCAGGAAUUUCUGGCCUUAUUGCUGCUCAACAACUACAACAAUUCGGUAUGGAGGUGCUCGUACUAGAGGCGCGUGAUCGAGUCGGCGGUCGGAUUGCGACGUUCCGUAAAAACAACUAUAUUGCUGAUUUAGGCGCUAUGGUAGUGACGGGACUGGGUGGCAAUCCCCUCACCAUUCUCUCCAAGCAAAUCAACAUGGAACUGCACAAGAUUAAACAAAAAUGCCCGCUUUUUGAAAGUAAAGGCUCAACCGUAGAGAAAGAAAAGGACGAAAUGGUCGAGCGUGAAUUCAAUCGUCUUCUUGAAGCAACAAGUUACCUCUCACACAACGUCGGUUUUAAUGACGUAGAUGGUAAGCCGGUUUCCUUAGGACAUACGUUAGAAUGGGUAAUUAAACUUCAGGAAAAGCACAUUAAGGACAAGCAGAUCGAGCAUCAUAAGGCAAUAAUUACGCUCCAGGAAAAACUUAAAAAGAAUCAGCAUGAGAUGAUUGAACUACGCAAAAAAAUCGAUCAGUCCAAUAAGCAGCUUAGAGAAAAAGAAUCUGCGAAAGAGCUCGAGGAGUUUGAAUUACGGUCAAAAGCUUAUGACCUUAAUACAUAUUGUCAGGAAUGGGAUGAGCUAGCAGAGCAGCAAAAAGAGCUUGAAGAUAAACUGCUUGAAUUAGAAGGCUCGCCCCCUUCAGACGUCUAUCUGUCAUCCAGUGACCGGCGAGUUCUGGAUUGGCAUUUUGCUAACCUCGAAUUUGCUAACGCUACGCCAUUGAACAAUCUUUCACUCAGGCACUGGGACCAAGACGAUGAUUUUGGCUUCUCCGGAUCACACCUCACCGUACGAAAUGGGUAUUCUUGCGUACCAAUGGCUUUGGCAGAAGGUUUGGAUAUUAAACGAUCUCAUACGGUGAGGCAAAUUGAGAUCUCUCCAACUGGUGUUGUCGUUACGACUGCCACCCCGAAAGGCAAUACAAAUCUGCAAACGUUCAAAGCAGAUGCCGUCCUUUGCACCCUGCCCCUUGGUGUUCUUAAAGAGAGCAUUCAACCAACGGUGAACUCACAGAAUGCGGUACAUUUUGUACCUCCAUUGCCUGAGUGGAAAGUAUCUGCAAUUCAGCGCCUAGGUUUUGGCAAUUUGAACAAGGUUGUUCUUUGCUUCGAUCGUUUCUUCUGGGAUCCAUCAGCGAAUUUGUUUGGUCACGUUGGCUCGACAACGGGAAGUAGAGGCGAACUUUUCUUAUUUUGGAGUCUUUAUAAAGCACCAGUGCUUCUAGCUUUGGUUGCUGGUGAGGCCGCAACAAUUAUGGAAAAUGUUAGCGAUGACGUAAUCAUUGGCCGAUGCAUUGCUGUACUUAAAGGGAUAUUCGGUAACUCAUUGGUUCCGCAACCCAAAGAAACCGUCGUGACUCGAUGGAAUGCAGAUCCAUGUUCAAGAGGAUCCUAUUCGUACGUUGCAACGGGAGCAUCCGGAAAUGAUUACGACCUGCUUGCAGCCCCUGUAACACCUCAGGUGAGCCCGAAUCAGCCGCAGGCGCCGGCCCGCUUAUUUUUCGCCGGCGAACACACAAUCCGUAAUUACCCGGCUACGGUGCACGGAGCAUUAUUGUCUGGCCUAAGAGAAGCAGGGCGAGUAGCUGACCAGUUUCUUGGAUGUCCGUACGCGCCGAGCUCUUGAACAUUAUAUGCGCUAAAGCAACAGCAGAAAUAGUUGCCAGACUUAAUUUGAAAACUUGCCUUUUUGUGGUGAAGAUGAUAAGGUCUGAGACCUGAUACGAAUGAUAUAAGAUUGUGGCAAAAGUUGGUCCGAAGAGACAACAAGACUAUACAAAUUGUAAAGGUAGGGAAAGCAACCCUAAAGGAAAAGUUUACAAAAUAUUUUAGCUAAAGAAGUGUCCCUGUGUUAUUCUAUCUAUUGCAACAUCUUUCGUAAAUAACAACCUGGUCAAAGUAAAUGGCCUAAACAAAACGAGUAUUAUUAGGAGAUAUUUAAAUUAGAAUUAGUUAUUUAUCCCGAUUCUGCACAGUACAUAUGUUCAGAAUUAAGAUAUAGUGAUCGAAAGAUUGAGAGAUAAAUGAAAAUAUUAAACAUUUGUUUGUCAAAGAAGAGGACAGAGGUCGGUUCACGUAUGCUGAAAAGGUAAGAGAGCAGGUUGUAUCUGCCAUUGUUACGAAGGUAUUUCUGUUUUUGUAGGGACAAAAACGACUUGCUUGUAUUUGAGCGAAUAAAUGUAGUACGUACUAUUGUUAUUAUUACAAUAUAUGCAAGGAUGCAGCGGAGCCAAAAUUAAGUAGCGGCUUAUGCUUAUUGCUCCGCUUUCGUUACCCUGUGGCGCAAAAUUUUAAAAUGUGUAUAUUGAAACGAAUAAUACUAGGAAAGAACUUGAAAUAUUUGUGUGCCUAUAUAUAUGCUGCAUGGAUUAGUAAUGAAAGAAAUAUUUAAAUAAUUGUUUACCGGGAAAGAUUCAUAACCGAAGAUUUGGGAUUUUCAUCAGUUGAGUUAAAAUGAAGACAUACGAAUAUAUCUCGGCCUGAAUGUACCCGUUGCUUAAAUGGAACACCAUGGUCAACAUGAUACAAUGCAAAUGGACAUUCGUUUAUAGAGUAGCGAGAUUGAUUUCGUGAAGGUAGGGAAACAAAAAAUAUAGAUAAAUAUUCAACUUCUUUUGAUACUCCCCAACAAACAAGAAGCGGGUUCUGAAGUGCACUUUCCAGCACAGAAACCGCUUAAAUGUAAAUUGUUUUUUAGGCUGUUUAACAACUCGUACGCUAUUGAAAGCGGAUGGUUAAAACAUGUUUUGAUUUACUUCCUGCACCGCACUGUAAUUAUACAUUGCAAGUUAAUAAACUAAAUCGUCUUCCUAUGUCUUUGACUAGAACUUGUUUUUUUUUUUUGU